AUGCCCCCCGUCAUCCACCUCGUCCGCCAUGCCCAGGGCGUCCACAACCUGUGCACCGCAAACCAUGUCGUCCACGAUCCCCUCCUGACCGAUCUCGGCAACGAACAAUGUCGCCAGCUCCGCCAGCGCUUCCCCUUCCAUGACCAGGUGGAGCUGGUCACGGCGUCGCCGCUCCGCCGAACCAUCUACACCGCGUACGAGAGCUUCAAGCCUGUGUUCGCGAAGCACACGGAUAUGAAGCUGGUGCUGCUGCCGGAUGUACAAGAGACUAGCGACGUCGCCUGUGAUACAGGGAGUGAUCCAGACGCCCUGCAGAAGGAGAUGGAUGAGAAGCGGGUCCCGGUAGACCUGAGUCUGGUGCAUGAGGGGUGGAAUACCAAGACUGGCCGCUAUGCGCCCACCAAUGCGGCGAUCAAGAACCGUGCCCGCGAGGCCCGACGGUGGUUGAAGGCGAGACCGGAGAAGGAGAUUGUGGUUGUCACGCACGGUGGCUUCCUGCACUAUUUCACAGAGGACUGGGAGGAUAGCAGUGAAUACCAGGCUGACUUCGCGGGGGUCCACAAAGGAACCGGCUGGCAUAACACGGAAUUCCGCACCUUUGUCUUUACCGAGGAAACGCACCUGGAUGAUCUGGAGGGGUAUCCCUUAGAAGGCGACAAUGCGACGAUAGUUGAGACACCGGAGUCGCGCGCGCGCCGUGGCAAGGACGGCCCCGCGCUCGACCGUGAGCGACAAAGGAUAUUGUACAAGAUCGGUGUGCAGGGAUGGGAUGACCAAGGUCUACAGCUUAGCAUAGCCGAGCGGGAGGCGGCCAAGGUGCCGGAGGGUAAAGAGGUGGAUGGUGUCAGAAUAUAA
This is a messenger RNA of Aspergillus clavatus NRRL 1, 855 nucleotides long. RefSeq lists its product as uncharacterized. Gene Ontology annotation, molecular function: phosphatase activity. NCBI's taxonomy places the organism in Eukaryota, Fungi, Ascomycota, Eurotiomycetes, Eurotiales, Aspergillaceae. The record is from RefSeq and is a predicted model, not a curated record. Gene Ontology annotation, cellular component: cytoplasm. Bases 1 to 855 code for a protein of 284 amino acids. The transcript has 4 exons.